Messenger RNA from Choloepus didactylus (southern two-toed sloth), 369 nucleotides. RefSeq names its product protein POLR1D-like. The transcript has a single exon. The record is from RefSeq and is a predicted model, not a curated record. The coding region runs from base 1 to 369 and encodes 122 amino acids. Lineage: Eukaryota; Metazoa; Chordata; Mammalia; Pilosa; Megalonychidae.
AUGGAAGAGGACCAGGAGCUGGAGAGGAAAGCAAUAGAAGAACUGCUUAAGGAGGUGAAACGUGGAAAAACCAGAGCAGAAACGAUGGGACCUAUGGGGUGGAUGAAGUGUCCUCUUGCUGGUACAAAUAAAAGAUUUCUAACGAACACAAUUAAGAACACAUUGCCCCCACAUAAAGAGCAAGACCAUGAACAAAAAGAGAGCAAUAAGGAACCUGUGAAUAACCAGAACCAGAAAGAAGAAAACCCAAAGAAGCACCGAACCCAUCCAUACAAGCCCAGCUUCCGAGCACGAAGUAGAGGCAGUUAUUCUCCGCCACGGAAGCGGAACACCAAGGAGAAGUAUGGAAAGCAUUCAAACAAGCGAUGA